AGUCGGAGAGACACGUGAGGCUCUGCUACGUCAUCACCAGGCACGCGCAGGAAACAUGGCGGCGGCGGGUGUUGUGAGCGGGAAGAUUAUAUAUGAACAAGAAGGGGUAUAUAUUCACUCAUCUUGUGGAAAGACCAAUGACCAAGACAGCUUGAUUUCAGGAAUAUUACGUGUUUUAGAAAAGGAUGCUGAAGUAAUAGUGGAUUGGAGACCACUGGAUGAUGCAUUGGAUUCUUCUAGUGUUCUCUAUGCUAGAAAGGACUCCAGUUCUGUUGUAGAGUGGAGCCAGGCCCCAAAAGAAAGAGCUCAUCGAGGAUCAGAAUAUCUGAACAGUUAUGAAGCAGAGUGGGACAUGAUUAAUACAGUUUCAUUUAAAAAGAAACCACAUACCAAUGGAGAUGCUCCAAGUCAUAGAAAUGGGAAAAGCAAAUGGUCAUUCCUGUUCAGUUUGACAGACCUGAAAUCAAUCAAGCAAAACAAAGAGGGUAUGGGCUGGUCGUAUUUGGUAUUCUGUCUAAAGGAUGACGUCGUUCUCCCUGCUCUGCACUUUCAUCAAGGAGAUAGCAAACUACUGAUUGAGGCUCUUGAAAAAUAUGUGGUGUUGUGUGAAUCUCCACAGGAUAAAAGAACACUCCUUGUGAAUUGUCAAAAUAAGAGUCUUUCACAGUCUUUUGAAAAUCUCCUUGAUGAACCAGCAUAUGGUUUAAUACAAAAAAUUAAAAAGGAUCCUUAUACAGCAACUAUGGUAGGAUUUUCCAAAGUCACAAACUACAUUUUUGAUAGUUUGAGAGGCAGCGAUCCCUCUACACAUCAACGACCACCUUCAGAAAUGGCGGAUUUUCUUAGUGAUGCAAUUCCAGGUCUAAAGAUAAAUCAACAAGAAGAGCCCGGAUUUGAAGUCAUCACAAGAAUUGAUUUGGGAGAACGACCUAUUGUGCAAAGGAGAGAGCCAGUAACACUGGAAGAGUGGACUAAAAACAUUGAUUCUGAAGGAAGAAUUUUAAAUGUGGAUAAUAUGAAGCAGAUGAUAUUUAGAGGGGGACUUAGUCAUGCAUUGAGAAAACAAGCAUGGAAAUUUCUUCUCGGUUAUUUUCCUUGGGACAGUACCAAGGAGGAAAGAACUCAAUUACAAAAACAAAAAACUGAUGAAUACUUCAGGAUGAAACUGCAGUGGAAAUCUGUCAGUGAGGAACAAGAGAAGAGAAAUUCGAGGUUAAGAGAUUAUAGAAGUCUUAUCGAAAAAGAUGUUAACAGAACAGAUCGAACAAACAAGUUUUAUGAAGGCCAAGAUAAUCCAGGAUUGAUUUUGCUUCAUGACAUUUUGAUGACUUACUGUAUGUAUGAUUUUGAUUUAGGAUAUGUGCAAGGAAUGAGUGACUUACUUUCCCCUCUUUUAUAUGUGAUGGAAAAUGAAGUGGAUGCCUUUUGGUGCUUUGCUUCUUACAUGGACCAAAUGCAUCACAAUUUUGAAGAACAGAUGCAAGGCAUGAAGACCCAACUAAUUCAGCUGAGUACCUUACUUCGAUUAUUGGACAGUGGAUUUUGCAGUUACCUAGAAUCUCAGGAUUCGGGAUACCUUUAUUUUUGCUUCAGAUGGCUUUUAAUCAGAUUUAAAAGGGAAUUUAGUUUUCUAGAUAUUCUUCGGUUAUGGGAGGUAAUGUGGACUGAACUACCAUGUAAAAAUUUCCAUCUUCUUCUUUGUUGUGCUAUUCUGGAAUCAGAGAAGCAGCAAAUAAUGGAAAAGCAUUAUGGCUUCAAUGAAAUACUUAAGCAUAUCAAUGAAUUGUCUAUGAAAAUUGAUGUGGAAGAUACACUGUGCAAAGCAGAAGCAAUUUCUCUACAGAUGGUAAAAUGCAAGGAAUUGCCACAAGCAGUUUGUGAGAUCCUGGGUCUUCAAGACAGUGAAAUUACAACACCAGAUUCAGACACUGGUGAAGAUGAAAAUGUUGGCCUGACGAGUCCUGCAUCUGCGUUUCAGAGUAACACCUUGCCUGCACUUGCUGCAAGUGGAGCCAGAGAUGAGAGCCCAACACAGACACCAGCAUCUCCAAAUGUCAACAGACUAACACCUUCAUGAGCAUUCUUGUAUUUUUUUUUUUUUUGGAAGAGACUUUGUUGCAACUCUUCCUCAAGUACUUGAAUGUUGGAAAUUUAAAAUCUUGGUAUUGAUCAUGCUUUAAAGUUUAUGGAAACAAAAUGUACUGAUGUUCUUGCAUUAAAGCUUUACAAAGAUUUCAGCUAA
Messenger RNA from Lepus europaeus (European hare), 2242 nucleotides. RefSeq names its product TBC1 domain family member 15 (gene TBC1D15). Bases 56 to 2077 code for a protein of 673 amino acids. Gene Ontology annotation, molecular function: GTPase activator activity. NCBI's taxonomy places the organism in Eukaryota, Metazoa, Chordata, Mammalia, Lagomorpha, Leporidae. The record is from RefSeq and is a predicted model, not a curated record. The transcript is spliced from 17 exons. Gene Ontology annotation, biological process: activation of GTPase activity.